This is a messenger RNA of Amoebophrya sp. A25, 6629 nucleotides long. NCBI's taxonomy places the organism in Eukaryota, Dinophyceae, Syndiniales, Amoebophryaceae. The record is from the annotation of a GenBank genome assembly.
AUGGCAUCAAGGAGCCUGUCGUCGAAAUCCUAUGCCUCAAAAGGCUACGCCUCAAAAGGCAUGGCCACCUCUUCGCCAUCAUCUUCCGUACCUUUCGGCCGCGCCACACAGUCUGUGUCCUCGGGAAUGAUCGUGGACGCAGAAGACACGAUGGACGGCGAUGCAACCGUUGUAACAAUCGGAGCAAAAAGAGUUGUACAAGAAUUAUUUGAAAACGAUACCAUGAUUCUACAAAUAUUAAACAAGUUUUUCACGCUCACCCCUAUCCUUAUCCAUAGCCAUAGAUACAUAGACCUUUUUAUCGUGGCUUGUAAGUCGUCGUGAUAUGUAACAAGUAGAGAGGGAAGAACUCGACCAAUGUUACAACGAAAUCAUCUUCAUAAAAAAGGUUGUCAAGCACUGUAUGGGGAACGCGAUGAGAUACGGGAAAAACGAAGACGAGGCUGAGCUCUACGUCUUGUUGAAGAAUCUUUAUACCGUGAAACACGACAAUCGAGCGUCGUUUCGAGUUCUCGGACGCCUGCGCACGGACAAGAGUACUUUUCCUUUUUUCAAAUGUUUUUUGAUUCGCUCGGUUUUUUCAUUCUAUUCAUGGACUAUGUAUCGUACUAGUAUUCUAAUAAAUCCUACUCAACGCACCGGCCAGUACCUUCUUCUGCUGAACAGUAUCUCUCUUUUUCUUAUUCAAUAUCUUGAUCUUCAGAGAACGGAGCACAGGGUCUUGAGUGGGUUGACGUUCCAAGGGAAGCACCCGGGAUGUAUCUAAAGAAAUCCGAUGAAGAGAUUCCAGCUUUGCUAGCUCGGUUAUCAGGUGAACAAAACGUCCGAAGGGAAUUCGAAAAGGAGGUAAGAAUUGGUUUUUUUUGUCUGCUGUAGCAGUAAAUUAAUUGAUACAUGCAGUAGUAAAUAAGUGCUCCUCCUUGGCUUGGGUUGGCCAUAAUUUUCACCUCCUGCCCUCCGUACUUACUCUGCAGCGACCCGCUUUGUCCACUCUUUAUAGUGCCUUCGCCUUGCAUCUCUUUUAACACCACUACUCCUUCUCAUACUAAUCCUGCAGUUCCUCUUGUAAAGCAAAGUCAUGCUCAAAUUGUCAAAAAAGUAGGCAUAACCACUAAAAAUAUCUCGUCAGCAGUUGCGACGCGUUCAUCCUGUGCAGUAUCGUAAAUUUCGGCAUAGACGCGGAAUGACUGCCGUCGACGAUAUAAUGGACGACUUAGAUUAAGGCUUCCCGUGAUCCAUCUUCGGAAGCAUCUUGGAGACGUCUACUUCAAGGGGGGACCGGAUUCAGGAUGGUCCCCAGGAUGGGUAACUAAGGGUGAGCGCUAAUUAGAGUUAUCCGAAACCGCUGGCUCCAUCACGGGCUCGAUCGCCUCGAUGACCAGCAUGCUUCCGAAUCUCGCUUCCUUAAAUUAUGGCAACGACUCGUACUUGUAGUUGUCGGUUUCAUCAAACAAAUUGUAGAUGAUGUAAGAGUGAGCAUCCAUCCAUGUAACUCCAAGGAGGACCGCUCGACGCAAUUUUGCUUGCUCAGUGUGUUGGGAAGGGGUACUAAUACUAUAAGGUCUUCAUCCUGGUCUUCUAAUGACUAGGCGAACUGCGGAAUCUUUUAGAGGACAACACGGAGAUGCAGAUUAUUUUCUUGAAAGGACGCGAAGUUUUCGCUCCGGGUUUGCAUGACGACAAAGUCGAGAUCCCAGAAGAGGAGGCGGACACAUCGUCUCCCGCAAAGCCACCAGGCACAGCACCUGCGAGAAGUAAAGCAAGGAAAUUCUUGCCACUUUUAUGGACGUCAAAGAUAUCAAACCUCGGUGAUCGUCCUUCGUUCCUCGGAUCCUAAGCACUUCUUUCUUCCUGGUCACGACGAAUUAUCACAUUGGUGGAGACAGCAGUCUCAUGUCCAACAAUGCAACUCUACUAGCUUUCGGCGUCUAAUUUUCAAGCACGAGAUCACAGAGGAACGCCUUAUCCGACAGUGGGCGCAGUCAGUACUACAGCACCCAAUCGUGAAGAAGAAUCCUAGCGAGAACAAGCGCAUAGUGCAAAAAUUUAUGAAAUUGCGGAUGCAUGUUGGCUACCGGUUUGAAGACAUCAGCACAGAGGCGGCAUUUGAGGCUAUUUUGCGGCAGGUCUUUCCGGUUCAGUCGAACGCUGAUAACGAUGCGCAGUGGGCUUUGGUAUUACCUACAACCUGCUCUAAAAGUAUGUUGCAUUUGCAAUUUGUUCUUGCAGCUUGUUGUUUUAACUUAGACAUUUCGGUGAGUAAAUGUCGAAGGUGAUAAAAUUUUGCGAAUGAUUAAAUUUGCUUUUUGCCGUAAUCAAGAGCCGCAACCACUCACUGCCAAAAAUUGAUAAUCCUCUCUAGGUGGCUCAGGAAGGCGAGGAGCCAAACGCACCCUUGUGGAAAAAGAAAGUGGCGUUUGCGCUUAAACAAAAGGCAGAGCAGGCUAAAUUGGCUAAAAAGAAUUUGAGUUCCACUGAGGAUGUCGAGAAUGGACCACCAUCAAAAAAGCAAAAGACGACAGGAAAAGGCAAAAAGUGAGGAGUAUAAUCAACGCAGCAUCGGCAGGUGCACGGUUCCUUCUAGGAUGCGACCCAAAUGUGUCUUUUUGAGAAUACAGUAACUAGCCUCCACAAGCUUCGCCCGGCUUCAAGUUAGUUAAGCACUUUUCUGCAGCCUCCCACGGGCUACAGCCGCUAGAGUAGAGACAGCCCGCGGGUGAGCUGUUGCACCCUACGAAUUAACUACGACAAGAGCCGAGCGCCGACGGUGGCCGACUCAGGUCGAUGCGUCGACUCAUGUGCAGGGCAUUGCGCUGCCUUCGGUUUUUUUAUGAGAUUGCCGGGGGGGUCAUGCAAAUUCUUAAGAAUUUGCAAGACCCCCACGGCAGUCCAACGAAAAAACCAGAAGAGGGCCACCAGACACGCACAAGAAUCCGCAAGCCCCAACGCACGCAAACGCCUCGCGGUGGCGCCAGGCAAGAACGGGCGGCGGCUUUAGCGGGCCAAACAAGACAAAGCAUAAGCAACGCAGGGCCGCGCUGCUCGGGUCUCUCUACGCGCUUACACCUGGCGGGGCUUCUUUGUUUCGUCAGAUGUCUCUCGUCAGAAACAGACGGGCGCACUUCGCGGGGGCGUGGGGCGUCGCGCUUCGGGUUGUGGCUGAAGCCUCUUGACUGGCUGACGUCUUUCGCCAGGAUGGAGACUGAGGCCUUCCAUCAGACUGAUGCCGUUCGUCAGACCAACGCGCUGCGCCAGGCUGGCGGCCUUCGUCGGACGACAGGCCGGCGCCCUUCGGCGGACGUCGUGGGCCAGGCUGAGGCCCUUCGUCAGGGUCGGGCGACGUCUCUCGUCAGGCUGACGCUUUUCGUCAGACUGAAGCGCCUCGCUUUGCUGACAUUCCUCGCCGGGCCAAGACUCACGCCUUUGGUCAGGUUGAUGGCUUGCUUCAGCAUGGCGCCGCUGGUUCGUCAGGCUGAUGCACUGACCAGCCAGGUGACGCCCCUCGCCAGACCGGCGCACUGCUUCGCCAGGCGUCUGCCUUGCGUCGGAAGCGGAACAAGCUGCGUGGGGCCUUUCUUCGGGCUGCGGAUGUCUUUCCUUCGUGAGAUUGAUUCUGCCCCUUCGUCGGACUGACGUUUUUCGCCAGACUGACCGCGUUCGUCGGACUGGCGUCCUUCGUCAAAGGUCUUCGCUAUCUUCGUCGAGGUAGGGCUUCUCGCCACAGGUCGGGCGGCAGUUUUUCUGGCAGAGGUCGUUCGUCAGAUGUCUGCCGUCGCGGGUCUCUUGUCUUGUCGGAGGUCUUUGGUCCAGCGGUCGCCCAAAGGUCGCCGUUGGUCCAACGGUCGCCUUUGGUCCAAGGGUCGCCUUUUGUCCAAAGGUCGUCGCACUUUGGUCCAGCGGUCGUCUUACUUUGGUCCAAAGGUCGCCUUACUUUGCUCCAGCGGUCGCCUUACUUUGGUCCAGCGGUCGGCUUACUUUGGGCCAGAGGUCGCCUUAAAAGGUCGCCUGUGGAGUGGUCUGCAGGUCGUCUGUGGUCCAGCGGUUGCCUCUGGUCUGAGGGUCGUCUUUGGUCCAAAGGUCGGCUUUGGUCCAGAGGUCUGCCGUGGUCCAAAGGUCGUCUGUGGUCCAAAGGUCGUCUUUGGUCCAAAGGUCGCCCUUGGUCCACAGGUCGUGUCUGGUCCAAAAAACGCCUCUGGUCCAAAGAUCGUCUUUGGUCCACAGGUCGCCUUUGGUCCACAGGUCGUCUCUGGUCCAAGGAUCGCCUUCGGUCCAAAGAUCGUCUUACUUUGGUCCAAAGGUCGCCUUAUUUUGGUCCAAAUGUCGCCUCACUUUGGUCCAGAGGUCGCCUUACUUUGGUCCAGAGGUCGCCUACUUUGGUCCAGAGGUCGCCUUACUUUGGUCCAGAGGUCGCCUUACUUUGGUCCAGAGGUCGCUCUACUUGUCGUCGUACUUUGGUCCAAAGGUCGCCUUACUUUGGUCCAAAGGUCGCCUUACUUUGGUCCAGCGGUCGUCUGGUGUGGUCCAAAGGUCGCCUGUGGUCCAAAGGUCGCCGGUGGAUGUGGUCCAAAGGUUAAGGUCGCCGGUGGUCCAAAGGUUGCCUUUGGUCCAAAGGUCGCCAUGGGUCCAGCAAUAGCAAAGGUCGUCUUGGGUCCAAAGGUCGUCUUGGGUCCAGGGGUCGUCUGGUCCAAAGGUCGCCUUUGGUCCAGAGAUCGCCGCUGGUCCAACGAUCGUCUUUGGUCCCAAGAUCGUCUCUGGUAGCUAGGUCCAACGAUCGCCUUUGGUUCAAAGAUCGGACCAAAGAUCGCCUUCAGUCUGAAGGUCGCCUUCGGUCCAAAGAUCGCCAUAGGUCCAUAGGUCUGGGGUCCAGGUGUCUUUGGUCGAAGGUCUUUCUUCGGCUGUUUCUCUUGGGACUUCUCUCGCCAGCUUGCGCCCCUACCCCCGUCGGGCAUUUUUCUGGCUUCUUUUCUGGUAGUCUGCCACGGGGCCGAAAGGUGAACUCCAACAAGAAAACGGCCGGAGACUAUCGGGCUUAGGAGUGAGGGGAAAGGGCAGGAGGCUAUGGGCAAUACCUUCGCGGCAGGAGGCGACUAAUCUCCGGUGGGUUAGGCGGGGAGUUUUAUGGCGGCGUAGAUUAAUAAUAUAGAUUAAUAAUAUAGAUUAAUAAUAUAGAUUAAUAAUAUAGAUUAAUAAUAUAGAUUAAUAAUAUAGAUUAAUAAUAUAGAUUUCUUUUUUGUUAUGUUUUUUAUCUAUCAACUUAUAAGAAUUAUUAGCACGAUGCAGAGAUUGUGAGUUAUUCUAACAGACCACGGUUGAUAUCGAUUUAUCGAAGUUGUGAGUAUUCCUUCUCAUUGGUUGAUAUAUUCCUAGCAAGAGAGCUGAUCGGAUGAAAUACAAUAGAGCCCCAACUUCUCUCUUUUAUGUCUUAUUUGAACAGCAUCGAUCCCUUUUUCUAGCAUUCUAGAUUUCAAUUUCUUAUUUCACUUUCGAAAGUUGUUGCCUAAGCCAUGUCGAAGAGGAAGGUUGAUGAAAACCAAAACAUAUCCAGAGAUAGACUACCGUUAUAGAUGUUGUUGGAUUGAUUGAAGAUCAGGUGAUCGUGGGGCUUACGCUAACUCCUCUGGUAAGAUCUGGUCCGCCGGGGAUGAGGGAAACGGGACCCGCCUAUAUCGUGGUAAUAUAAUGCUAGUACGAACAUCUUUUUGCGAUGCGCUGUGGAUUUUCCAUGCGUGACAAAAUGGUCGAAGUAUGACACGGUUAUGCUGGGCUCACUUCGUUACUCAGUGUGUUCAUCCGACAAGCCUAUGACGACCACUGCCCCUGUCUCAGACGUUAGCCUUUUUUUUAUGUCUAAUGACUGCUACCGAAGCAAUUGCAGUAGCUACUUCAGAACUAGCAAGAGACUUCCACCGCAGAGGACAACUCCGGACAACAGACUAGCCCUUGCAUCCGACUGGGCAUCAAUCAAUCAGUCAAUCAGUUUGCCUCCGCAGGGCACCUUUUUUUUUUUGUAGUCCGAGAACGCCGAAAGGGUGAUCCCAGUGUUGUCCGGUGUACCUGCCGGCGACGGGUGGAGUGCACCGGCCUCCCCUAGUUUCCCUCCGCGGGGCAUCCUCUACAAUUCAUGUAUCUACAUGUAGUUGUAGAAGGAACUAGUAUAAAUGAACAAGCAAGCUUCAACAUGCUUUUCGCAUGAGUUCAACAGCAUUUUGUCCCCCCGCCUGUACAGUAAAGUUUGCUUUACACAUUUUUGAUAGUAGUUGCUUGCAUAUUUGUUUUGAUUUUGUUCAGAGUUUGACUUCGAUCAACAUGAAAACACUCAUAUUAAUAAUGUAGUAAAUCUGUGUAUGUGUUUUGAAUUUGGACAGAUGAUAUUCUGACUUUGAAUAAGUUCUACGACUUUCUCUAUAAUUCUCCUGACACCGAUAUCUACAGACUCGGUAGAAAUGAACCUUCAUUCUUCUUUUUGAUUGAACGCGCACAAUGACCUACGCUAUUAUGCCACUACCAACCGUUUCCGUUAACAUCAUCCUUAGAUUUCCCACGAAACCUAUGAUAUUGGCUCGAUCGGUGACUGAGGCAUUUUCCCCUGUCUCAGCUUCUUCUCAUACUUCUUACAAGAUGUCAAAUAA